Trichophyton benhamiae CBS 112371 is the source of this 537-nucleotide messenger RNA. RefSeq lists its product as uncharacterized. The coding region runs from base 1 to 537 and encodes 178 amino acids. The transcript has a single exon. NCBI's taxonomy places the organism in Eukaryota, Fungi, Ascomycota, Eurotiomycetes, Onygenales, Arthrodermataceae. The record is from RefSeq and is a predicted model, not a curated record. Gene Ontology annotation, molecular function: nucleic acid binding.
AUGACGGCCCCUUUCCCUCACCUCCAGCAAGCACAUCUUCAGCAGCAGCAGCAGCAGCAGACCCAGCACCACGCUGGGCACCCGCAGUCCAACGCCGGCCUGCCCCCUCCCUCGCUGGGCGGACACCCCGGAUUCGGGCCCAGCAACCCCCAGUCAAGCAUCAAUCCCUUCAGUAUACCCGGUGCCAAUGGUAUUGGAGUUGCCGGCUUCCCUACCGGAGCGGGCGCGGGGGUGCUGGGCGACGGGAGUGGCACCGGACUCGCCAGCCAUGCCGCACAGAUGGGGUUUGUAAGGGGUGCUCAAAUGCAGCAACAACAGCAACAGCAACAGGCGCAACAACAACUACAACAGCACCAAGUCCAGCAGGUUCAUCUCGGCCAUGACGGUCGCCUCACCAUGGACACCAAGAGUAACGCCGUCAAAUCGAGGAUACGUGAUGUCUGGAAGCACAACCUGGCGCAGGAAAUGGCCAUGCUACGGUCAUUAGUAGAGAAAUACCCAUACAUCAGCAUGGUAGCCCAUCCAUCCCCCUCAUAA